This is a messenger RNA of Saxophila tyrrhenica, 603 nucleotides long. RefSeq lists its product as uncharacterized. The record is from RefSeq and is a predicted model, not a curated record. The coding region runs from base 1 to 603 and encodes 200 amino acids. NCBI's taxonomy places the organism in Eukaryota, Fungi, Ascomycota, Dothideomycetes, Mycosphaerellales, Extremaceae. The transcript is spliced from 2 exons.
AUGGCAGAAUGCACCUUCACGGAUCGUCUACCAGUAGAGCUACGGCUAAGAAUCUACGAGUACCUCCUCCCCGACAACGAACACCUCAAACUCCGCCAAUACAUCCCGGGCUCCCACAACUUGGCCAUUUUACGCACCAGCCGGCAGAUCUACGAAGAGGCCAUCCCCCUCCUCUACGACCUCAACAGCAUCGUCGUGACCCGCAACGACUUCUGCGCCCACACCGACGCCAAUCUCAAAACCCCGUUGAAACUGGAGUACGCCCGCUUCCUCUACUUUUUCAACUUCAGCCAGUCCAUCGCGUGCACCCUAGCCGGUUCCGAAGGACGGUGCGACGUCUGCCAACCAUCCGCUGCCGGGCUUCUGGACGCCUUCACAGCCAUACCCCGGCUCCGAGCCGUCUGGCUGGAUUUCGGACAGAGUCGUUCCGAGUACUACCUCUUCCAGCGCUGGCUCGACGAGAACGGUAUGGAGUACGAAGGCAUGCCGUAUAGUACUACGACGCGCGGUCGUCGCCUGGGGUAUCAGAUCGUGUUCACGAUCAAGGGACGGGAGGGAGAAGCCGCGAAGGGAUUCAAGAAGCUACGGGAAUCCUUGGAUUGA